AUGCUGCCUCGGAUAUAUAUGAUGCUUUUUGUGCUGUUUGGAUUUCUUCUAAUUACCGAUUGUCGGGAGAACGUACGUUCAAAAAGAGCAAAGAGACCUCGAGCUCCCGCUGCAAUACUGUUUGAACCAGAACCCCCACAAGAUUUGGAAAGCGACGAUAACGGAAAUCCCGAAAAAGAUAUACCCGAAAUACCUACGAAUUUUUUAAGUCCAUCAGUACGAGAAUAUCUGGAGCUGGGCAAAUCAAUACCAGGACGUCCAGGUGUGGAUUAUCCCAUAUUAUCGGCAAUUCCAUAUACAAACUUCUACUGUGAUGAACAACCAUAUCCAGGAUUUUUUGCAGAUAUGGAGACCAGAUGUCAAGGAUGGCAUUAUUGCGAUAUUGAUGGACGUCAGGCGUCAUUCUUGUGCCCAAACGGAACACAAUUCUCGCAAGCCGUUUUCGUUUGUGACUGGUGGUUCAACGUACGCUGCGACUUAUCGCCCAGACUCUACGCGAUCAACGCUCGUCUGUAUCAACGUCCGAAGGUAAAUCCAACACGGCCACAUCGAAUAAUAACAAAAGAAUUGAUUGAGGACAUCUUCAAUUAA
This is a messenger RNA of Musca vetustissima, 591 nucleotides long. RefSeq lists its product as uncharacterized. The transcript is spliced from 4 exons. Gene Ontology annotation, cellular component: extracellular region. Lineage: Eukaryota; Metazoa; Arthropoda; Insecta; Diptera; Muscidae. Gene Ontology annotation, molecular function: chitin binding. The record is from RefSeq and is a predicted model, not a curated record. Bases 1 to 591 code for a protein of 196 amino acids.